UCUCCUCCUCUCUGGUUUCUUUGUUUCUUCUUGACGAAUCGAUGGAAAGUUCGUCGGCGUUGAGAGGUAUUAAAAUAAACAACUUGGGUAUGUUGGACAGUCAGGGCUAUAGUCAUUCCAUGAUUGCAUCUCGUUCAAUAGAAUCUUACCUAAUAAUUCAGACCGGUUUCUUCCAUGCUGACCCACAUCCUGGAAACCUUGCUAUAGACACGGAUGGCUCUCUUAUAUAUUAUGAUUUCGGAAUGAUGGGUGAAAUAAAAUCAUUCACUCUCGAGAGAUUACUCUCCUUGUUUUAUGCUGUUUAUGAGAAGGAUGCAAACAAGGUUAUGAAAUCUCUAAUUGACCUGGAAGUUCUCCAGGCAACAGGAGACCUUUCACCGAUCAAGAAACUCUUAGUGGUGCUUGCAAGUGGUAUCUCAAUGAAGAUAUACCAGAAAUCAACAGCUUCUUUGAGAGCAAAAAUCCAGUGGAUUGCAAGCGCUGAAUCUUUUGGUCCCUCACAGCACUCAGCACAGCUCGAACAAAAAACAGUUGCGGAGCUUAAAAAUAUUGAUCCAUGGGAGGUUCAGGGUACUUCUGAAGAAAAGAACACACGCCCAUCUUCAACUUCCAUGAUAUGGUCAAUGUUCAUGCCACUGUGAAUGAACCGCCAUCUAUGUCGUUGAUCAGGUUAAUAUCUCUUACAUGUUUGGACGCAGUCCUGGAUCUAAUCAGUGACUGAAAUCGUUGCCCAAUUUGAUUGGAAUAAUGAGUGGGCCGACUCAUUGCAUAGAGCUCCUUGAGGUGGUUGUGGAUGUGAUCCUGACCUUACAUGGGACAUGAUUGAUGAAGCUGUCGGUGCAUCAGCCUCACUUGAAGGUCGCAAUGUCCCAAGGAGAGCUCAUAGAGACAACAACAGUGAAAUACUGACCUACAGGAAGCGUCCAAGAAAUUCAGCAUCAAGGGUGAUUGAAGAUAACUUGGGUUCAGGAAAUGAAGACGAGGAAGAUCAAGAUCCACAUGAUGAUUGCUGAUGUGAGUGAUUGUGAGGAUGCUCCAAGUGGUACUGAUGAUUGUGGACUCUUUUGCGAUGUUAUGUGUGGAGUAUCAAGUUGUGGACUGCUGUUUAUGUUGUUAAGUUGUCAUGCACCUAUGUUGCUAAUUAUUUCCAUAUAUAUGUUAUCUCACUUGGCUGUAAUUAAAAUGACUUUUUAUUGAUGUUUUUUGUAUU
This is a messenger RNA of Oryza brachyantha (malo sina), 1210 nucleotides long. Its product is annotated as protein ACTIVITY OF BC1 COMPLEX KINASE 7, chloroplastic-like. The record is from RefSeq and is a predicted model, not a curated record. Gene Ontology annotation, biological process: regulation of response to reactive oxygen species. Bases 42 to 641 code for a protein of 199 amino acids. Lineage: Eukaryota; Viridiplantae; Streptophyta; Magnoliopsida; Poales; Poaceae. The transcript has 9 exons.